AUGAAAUUGUCAUGGAAAGUAGUAGCCUUCAUGUUGUUUCUGUUUCAUUCAACAAAUCAUAUUUGUUUAGCCCAACAAGAAGGUAAUGAUGAGGCUGAUGAUGAGGCAGAAAAGCAACCUACGCUUCCCAAAGGGCAAGAACAUUGUAAAGGGAUAUUUAUUUGGUACAAUUUCAUCUCUAGAACAAAAGAGUUUCCCCGUUUGAAGAAUACAACAGCCCAAUCAUGGGCAUUCAAGUCCAGAGUGACCAUAUUGAACAUGGGAACCAGUGAGUUGCAGGCUUGGAAGAUUUUCAUUGGGUUUCAAUACAAGGAGAUAUUAGUUUCAGCAAAAGGAGCAGUUUUAAUGAGUGGUGUGGAUUUCCCAGCUCCUGUUGGCAAUGGAACAUACCUCUCCGGAUAUCCUCAAACCGAUCUCGAAACUUCCAUCGACACCGCUAAUGAGUUUGACAGAAUUCAGGUGAAAGUUGAACUCAGAGGCACACAGUUCGGACUGAAGCCACCUGGGAAUCCAAUGCCUAAAACAAUAAAACUUGCAAAUGAUGGAUACAAAUGCCCUUCACCGACUCGUCGUAAAGCCUCAAUGUACGUAUGUUGUGUGAAGGACCCAAAGUUAAAAGCUAAUAAAACUACAAAAACAAAGUUCUUGCCACGACAAAAAGGAGACCUUUUGAUUUCGUAUGAUGUUAGUCAAGCCUACAAAAACAACUACCUUGCUCAGGUAACAAUUGAGAACUGUCACCCUUUGGGACGUCUGGACCAUUGGAACUUGACUUGGGAAUGGAUGAGAGGGGAAUUUAUAAACUCACUCAAAGGUGCUUAUGUUCGAAAAGUUGAUAUUUCAGGCUGUUUAAAUGGUAAAGUUGGGGAAUACUACGGAGAUAUGGAUUUUUCUAAAGUAUUGAACUGCGAGAAAAAACCCAUCAUUUUUGACUUACCGGCGGAGAAAGCCGAUGACGCCCAGAUGGGGAAAAUACCAUUUUGUUGCAGAAAUGGCACCCUUUUGCCAGAAACCAUGGAUUCAACCAAAUCAAAGUCAGCUUUCAUAAUAGAAGUCUUCAAAAUUCCACCUGAUUUGAACAGAACAACCAUAUACCCUCCCCAAAAGUGGAAAAUUGUGGGGGAUCUUAAUCCAGAUUAUAGAUGUGGGGCACCUAUCAGAGUGGAACCUGCUCAGUCCCCCGAUCCCACUGGAGUUGAGGCAGUAAAAUAUGCAAUCGCUAGCUGGCAAAUUGUUUGCAACAUCUCACGGCCAACCAAAGGCAAUUCUAGAUGUUGUGUUACGUUCUCUGCUUACUACAAUAAGUCAGCUAUUCCUUGCGACACUUGUGCCUGUGGGUGUGAAGAUACAGCGAAAUGCAAUCCGAACAAACCGGCAAUGCUUCUUCCUCCCGAGGCCCUUCUCGUUCCAUUCGAAAAUAGAUCCGUGAAAGCCAAAGCCUGGGCGCAGAUUCAACAUUUUAAAGUCCCGAAGCGAUUGCCUUGUGGUGACAACUGUGGGGUCAGCAUAAAUUGGCACGUCUCCUCGGACUACAAACAAGGAUGGGCGGCUCGGCUUACCCUUUUCAAUUGGAAAAGUAUCAACUUCGAAAACUGGUUCACUGCGGUUCAGUUCAAGAAAGCUGGUUCUGGGUACGAAAGAAUGUUCUCUUUCAAUGCAACAUUAUUGAAAGAACUCAACAAUACCAUCUUCAUCCAAGGCAUAGAAGGGAUGAAUUAUUUGAUUGGAAAGAAGAACGGUUCAGACCCAGAAAAUGAUCCCGAUGUGGCUGGAAAACAACAAUCUGUUGUUACCUUUAAAAAGAGCGGAAAGACAUGGCCCAAUAUUGCUAAAGGAGAUGGAUUUCCAACAAAGGUCCUUUUCAAUGGUGAAGAAUGUGCACUUCCUUCACGUAUUCCAGUUUCAACUGGAAUCCGAGUCGGUGUUAGUUUAUCGUUACUUUUUCUUUGCAAAUUUGUGAGCUUGUUGUUGGUACAACGUCUCAACUGAGGAUUGAGACUUAAUACUCUUUAAUGGACGGUAGUUUCAUAUGAAACUUGAAACUGGGUCUAGAUCUUGCGAGUUAUACUGUGCCCAUUUUCUUUUUGUUUAGCCCAUGCUCAUUUUCAGUAGGAUAACAGACAGAAGUCCCAAACAACCUGUCUGGCCCAAUUUACUAUGUUCAAAUGGUAAACAUCUUUUUGACGGGAAACAAAGAUAUAGU
Molecule: messenger RNA, 2203 nt
Organism: Gossypium arboreum
Lineage: Eukaryota; Viridiplantae; Streptophyta; Magnoliopsida; Malvales; Malvaceae
Product: COBRA-like protein 10
Exons: 2
Coding region: 1-1989 (662 amino acids)
Biological process (GO): cellulose microfibril organization
Cellular component (GO): membrane
Source: RefSeq, a predicted model, not a curated record